This is a messenger RNA of Anoplopoma fimbria (sablefish), 4623 nucleotides long. RefSeq names its product estrogen-related receptor alpha (gene esrra). NCBI's taxonomy places the organism in Eukaryota, Metazoa, Chordata, Actinopteri, Perciformes, Anoplopomatidae. The coding region runs from base 339 to 1640 and encodes 433 amino acids. Gene Ontology annotation, cellular component: nucleus. Gene Ontology annotation, biological process: regulation of DNA-templated transcription. The transcript is spliced from 8 exons. The record is from RefSeq and is a predicted model, not a curated record. Gene Ontology annotation, molecular function: DNA-binding transcription factor activity; sequence-specific DNA binding; nuclear steroid receptor activity.
UUUAUAACACCCGUGUACGGAACAGAACAGGCGGACAAGACCGUGGCCGGUUGUUGUUAUCGCCUUACCACACGGCAACACAGGGAUGCGAUGUGAGACACCCCGCGAGGCUCGGACAGCGCAGUUGAACCGGUCAAACCGACUGUGGACUUACCAGCAGCAACGACUUGACUGACUUCAGAUUAAAAAAACAAAAAAACAACAACCCUGCGAUGUUUUCACAUUUCCCAGUGUCCUGAUAACUGCAGCUUUCAACCCAAAGCAGCAGCACUUGAUUGAGCUACCACGGCGAGUCACAAAAAUAUAGCCUUCAAACUCCAGCUCAACAAACAGACAUCAUGUCUUCCAGGGAGCGUCGGUCAGACGUCUACAUAAAGGCAGAACCGAGCAGUCCAGAAGGAGGUGGGGGAGGUCGGACCAGCCCUGGCGGGGCCUCCUCAGACUCCUCUCAAAGUGGCGGUGGAGGAACCAGAGGAGACGGCGUUAAGCGGUACUCCCCGCCACUCUACACACCGGCUCUGCGUUGCCACUUCAAAGACGAGGGUGGAGAUGGAGCGGAGGAGGGCUCCACCGGAAAUGGAGCAGGGCGAUGCAAGUACGCCCUCAGCACGUUGCCGAAGAGGCUGUGUUUAGUAUGCGGGGACGUGGCCUCUGGGUACCACUACGGCGUGGCGUCAUGUGAGGCCUGCAAAGCUUUCUUCAAGAGAACCAUUCAAGGUAACAUUGAAUACAGCUGUCCAGCAUCGAAUGAGUGUGAGAUCACCAAGAGGCGCAGAAAGGCUUGUCAAGCAUGCCGCUUCACCAAGUGCCUCAAAGUAGGCAUGCUGAAAGAGGGAGUUCGUCUUGACAGGGUCAGAGGUGGAAGACAGAAGUACAAAAGACGCCCAGAAGUGGAGAAUGCAACAUACCAGAGUGCCCCUCUACCACUAACAAAGGAGAGUGAAAAAGGUUCCUCCAACAUCAUUGUGUCCCACCUUCUAGUGGCAGAGCCAGAGAAGUUAUUUGCCAUGCCGGACCCUCUGCAGCCUGACACAGCUCAGCGCACGCUCACCACCCUUUGUGACCUUGCUGACCGGGAGCUGGUCGUCAUCAUUGGCUGGGCCAAGCACAUUCCUGGCUUCCUGUCGCUGUCCCUAGCAGACCAGAUGUCCGUGCUGCAGUCAGUGUGGCUGGAGGUGCUGGUGCUGGGUGUAGCAUACCGCUCGCUUGGCUGCGAGGAUGAAGUGGUGUUCGCAGAGGAUUUUGUCCUUGAUGAGGAGAUGUCACGUGUCGCUGGACUGACCGAGCUAAACGCUGCAAUUAGUCAACUUGCUCGCCGCUUCCGGUCGCUAAACGUGGAUCGGGAGGAGUUUGUCAUGCUUAAAGCCAUCGCACUCACUAACUCGGACUCUGUUUACAUCGAGGACAUGGAGGCUGUGCAGAAGCUGCGGGACCUCCUCCACCAGGCCCUGCUGGAGCUGGAAUGUCAGCGGCGCCCGGACGACUCCCAGCGCACAGGACGCCUCCUUUUAACAUUGCCUCUUCUCCGACAGACUGCUGGUCGUGCUCUUACCACCUUCUACAGCAUCAAGACCCGUGGUGGUGUACCCAUGCACAAACUAUUCCUGGAGAUGCUGGAAGCCAUGAUGGACUCUCCCUAGAGUAGAGAGCAGCAGCAAAUAGGAUGCAUAGAAAGACCCAAGGGAGAUCUAGUCUUCAAGAGUGGAUGUGUGGUUUGUGAGAAAUGAAAGAUUUUAUUAGAGAAUUCAUAUUGGGGAAAAUUGUCCUUUUUUUUCCCUUUUUCCAUAGGCUAUACAUGAAGAAAGGAAAAUAUUAUGAAAAAAGUAAACGCUGAUGCAUUCAUGUCCCUAAGUGGGAAUUGGUUAUUUGCAGUAAGACUUUGGUAAAGGGCUCCAAGAGUGAUAACAUCUAACACGAAUUUCAGAGUACUUCUCAGUUUCAACCAUUUUCACGGUGAGAUCCAUCACAGCAUUGAUCUGCAGUUGCAUAACCACUGAAGAAAAAACAUUUAGGUACCCAAGAAAAGACCCAGAACAUGUGGCUUUUGAACUUUUUAAAACAACACCUACUCAUGAAAGCCAUAAUAAUGUACUGGGCAAAAGACAGAUUAACACGCACAUGGAGUGCUUGUAUUUACUAUAGUCUAGUGUGCCGACGAGGCAAAUUCAUAGGAAUUACUUGCAAUAUGUUAAAAGCAAUAUAAUGACUCGAUUGUUGUCUGUCACAUUUAAAAUGUGGAUAAAAUGGUGAGACAUCUAGUUAUUUGUGUGUAUAUCUGUAGUUUUCCACUCUCAGGACCCCAAGUGCUGAUUUCUGAAAUUCUUGCUGCUAGUAGAGAGUGGUUUGGGUCAGGGGAUGCCAGGUGAGUAGAUUUAAAACACUAGCAAGAGAAAAAUAAACACCAGCACUUUUGGGGUUAAAUGCCGGAGUUGGGAACCACUGAUGUACAUGGUAGGUGCAGGAUUCUUUAUAAGGUUGUGCAGUUGAUUUGUAGUCCAGGAGAAGUGCAUAUAAAGAUUGUGUAGAAUGCCGUACUUGGAAGGUACUUUAUUCAGUGUUGUACGUAAAUCCUAUUGGCACACAUAAAACUGGCUUCCAUGCAAGCAAGCGUGUGCAUCUGUGUGCAGUCCAAACCAAUGAGCUGCACUGAGAUCAGGGAAGAAUGCAACUCUUUCACAAUAAAGCGCAACAAUAGUGGUCAGAAAAGAAACGCAUAGGCCUCAUCUGCUUUUUUAUACUGUCCACCACUAGAUCUAACCACUGUUUUGACUUCUGCAGCUGUGCUGUUAAAAAAAGACAGGUCUGACCUAUUUGAUUUGUGGGCUAUGACACUUAUCCAUAUGAUUGAUAGGUGAUGGUGAGAUUUCGCUGCAUUUUCCGCAGUCAUGAAGAGCUUUGCAUAAAAGAUCCCAAUUGUUUGGAUGACAGAUCCCUCCUUUGUAUAUGUACAUCUGUUGAACUUAAACCUGCAAGUGUCCGUUAUGGGCUCAGGACAAGAGAUGCAACAUAUGCAACAUCCUCCUUUUGGAGGUUGAAACCUUGUCAGAAAAAAAACAACAUCCUGAAAGCUCAGCAGGUUUGGAAAGGUUCAAUAGAAAUGAUCAAUAUAGUAAGCUUCACAUGCAAUGCAAGGCUACAGUAUCUGAUGUCAAAAUCAGAUCAGAAUAUUUAGUGGCCAAAAGGCCAUUAAUCGUUCAGCCAUGUACAGUUCCAUUUAAAUAAACAAACAUGCAAUUUAUAGUGGAAGACAAUAAAGCCAGCAAAUGUGAUACAAAUUCCCCAUUACAAUUAUAUUUGUGCAGCUUACAGUGUUCUGAAAUUUGUAAAGACUUGAAACUUGCUUUUUCAUACAUUUUCCUUUCUAGGAUUUAAGGGUAUUUUAUUUACAUUGUGACACUGUUGUGGGUUUGGUAUUGAAAUGAAGCUUUCCAUUCAGGAUAAUAUAAAUAUACUAAUUGGUUUUUUUUGUAAGCAGUUGUCUAUUUUCUGAAUCUGAUUGUCAUUUUAGGGAUCAAUUUACAUGGCUCUAUAGAUUUAGGGGCACGGUGAGGCUACAGAGGGCUACCUCAGGAGGCAGAGCAAGCCAGACGGCCAUAUUACUGUGGAGACAAAUGUAAUGCUUGAUCUUUUGAUUUGUAAACUUAAAUUUGAGCAUUGGGUUCAUUGAAUGUCUUUGCAGUUUGCUAAAAACACCUGAGAUCAUUUAUUUCUUUGUUUUCAUAUAGUUUAUGGCUCAUUAAUCAUGCUUUACAGCUUACGUGUUCCUGUUAUCUAGCAAACAAAUAAAUAUAAAUGCCUGGGUCGAGGUAGAGCUGUUAACGUUUCUUCAUAUUGACUUGGCCAUUUACACAAUGGAAGCUUUUUCAUUAGCAUACAGAUAUGUUUUAGGUACGGUGGGUUUCGGAGGAAGGCAGGUUCAUUUACAGUGUCACUGUUAAAAUAAUACAGUCAUUUGUAGUUUUAUUAAAUAUGUGCGCAUUAAUAUAAAUGAGCAAUACAAUAAAUUACCAAACCUCACACAUUUCCUUGUAUAGCCACAGUGUACAUUUAACAUAGCCAGUUAUAAUGAAGAAUAGCUACUAAACGUUAUAUUAUUUAGAAGUUCAAAUCAAUGUUUGUAUUUUGAAAGACUAUUUAAAUGAUUAAAUUCUAUUUUUUACUCAAUUUACUGUUGUUUGUUGACACUGCUUUGUUUUUGCGUGUGAUAUUGGAUGUGAAUUUCUGUGUGUAGAUUUUUUCUUUUUUCUUUUUCAUUUAGAUAAAACAGUUUGAUGUCCUUGUCUAAACAUGUCCACAUAAAAAUCACUGUGAAAAAAGUGAGAUCAUCCACUGUCUGACGCAACGGGGAGUGGAUUAUUGUAGGUGCUUUGUGUUGUGUAAUAAAUGGACACACCACCACCACCACAUAUCAUUGGUCUCAUCUCUCCCUGUGUGUUUUUAUGGAUGCGUGUUUGUGUGUUUUAGAUGGGUUCCCAUCAUGGGGGUAGUGUGACGAAGACUACUGUUGAAACUGUCAACUUCGUGAUUUUAAUGGAUUUUGACCAUUUGAACACACUCUGAACUGAUGAGAGACAGUCCUUCAAAAAUGCUGGAGAGACUUCAGAUACAGGUCCUGAGCAUGAU